This is a messenger RNA of Ziziphus jujuba (common jujube), 852 nucleotides long. RefSeq names its product probable aldo-keto reductase 2. NCBI's taxonomy places the organism in Eukaryota, Viridiplantae, Streptophyta, Magnoliopsida, Rosales, Rhamnaceae. The coding region runs from base 1 to 624 and encodes 207 amino acids. Gene Ontology annotation, cellular component: cytoplasm. The transcript has 3 exons. The record is from RefSeq and is a predicted model, not a curated record.
AUGAAUGAGCAAGGGCUGAUUUGGAAGGUUUUGAAGGGAGGACUUAAGUCAUUUGAGCACAAUGGAGUAACCAGUGAUAAGAGUACAGGUGGAUGUUUUCCUGAGAACUGUGUUAUGAACUCUAGCAUUCAUAGUCUGUCAGUUAAAUACCUCUCAUGCCUGAGUAAUGGGAGUAGACGUUCUCUCCGUUGUUACUUUUUUGGACUAAACAAAUUACUAGAUGAACUGACCAAGGAAGACCGUCGAAAGCAUAUACCCAGGUUCCAACCAGAAAAUCUAGAGCACAACAAAACAAUAUUCAAGCGGCUGAAUAAAAUGGCAGCAAGAAAAGGAUGCACACCAUCACAGUUGGCUCUGGCAUGGGUUCAUCACCAAGGAAACGAUGUCUGUCCUAUUCCGGGAACUACCAAAAUCGAGAAUUUUAACCAGAACAUUGCCGCUCUUGCUGUUAAACUGACACAAGAAGAGAUGGCAGAGCUUGAAGCUUUUGCUUCAAUGGAUACUGUUAAGGUGACAGAUAUGCAACUGGGAUUCCUACUUAUAAGCAGUCGGACACUCCGCCAUUGUCUUCAUGGAAAGCCACUUAAGGACAUGCCUUCUGCUAUGUCUGGUUUUGCCUCUUAAGCAAGUCAUAUAGUUGUUGAGAAUUCAAGUAUUUUUCUGUCAGAUUUGGAUGGCAGUGUUAUACGGUUCACCAAUGAAAGCUUAGAAGCUCUUGUAUGCCAAUUUUUUCAUAUAUUGUAUAUGCAUAUCUAGAAAGAAGAUAUUUUGUCACCAAUGGCAUUUGAGUCCAUUGGGAUUAUGACAAUUGAUUCAUCUAAAAAAAUUUAAAAAUAUAUAUAGAAACAGAUU